CUUUCCGCCUCGCACUCUGCUCCACACCACCAUGGCCUCCUUGUCGCCUGGUGCCACUCUUGGCGUGAGUCUGGCCCGUGAACAUGCUCCCCAGACACCACCCAGCUGACACCAUCCAGCUAGGCAUCGUCGUCGGCCUCGUAUCGACAUGCGUCCAAUCCGUUGGUCUUACCUUGCAACGCAAGUCCCACAUGCUCGAGGAUGAAAAGGACCAACAUCUACCCCGCCGCGCCCCAUACCGUCGCAGGCGAUGGCAACUCGGCAUGCUGCUCUUCCUGCUCAGCAACAUCGUCGGCUCCUCCAUCCAGAUCACCACUCUCCCUCUCCCUUUGCUCAGCACUCUACAAGCCUCAGGCCUCGUCUUCAAUGCUCUCAUGGCCAGCCUGAUCCUCCAUGAGCCCUUCACCCGUCGCACCGCCCUCGGCACCCUUCUCGUAGCCGCUGGUGCCGUCCUCAUCUCUCGCUUCUCCGCUCUUCCCGAGCCAUCACACUCGCUCGACCAGCUCCUGAAGCUGCUAGUCUUUCCGAACUUUGUUGUCUGGAUGACCCUGACUCUACUUUUGGUUGUCGCCAUCUUGGUCGCCGACUCUGCUACCGCCGCAUUCAUGACUGCUCAGCAGAUGCAGAGACCACGCUUCAGAUUGCUGCGCGGUAUGGCUUACGGUUUGGUCUCUGGAGUCCUGUCCGCCCACGCUUUGCUCUUGGCCAAGAGCGCUGUAGAGUUACUCGUGCGUACCAUUGUCGACCACAAGAACCAAUUCGACCGCUAUCAAUCUUGGAUGUUGUUAUUACUCUUCCUUCUCUUCGCCCUUACUCAGCUCUAUUAUCUCCACCUUGGUCUAAAACUGGUCAGCACGAGCAUCUUGUACCCCUUCGUCUUUUGUGUGUACAACAUUAUCGCCAUUCUCGACGGUCUUAUAUACUUCCGCCAGGCCGAUCAACUCUCAGCUCUAUAUGCAGGUCUCAUAGCAUUGGGGACUGUCAUUCUGCUGGCGGGUGUACUUGCAUUAAGCUGGCGUCUCAGCGAAGAAGAUGCCGCUGCCGCACCUGCGGGAGGCGAGAUUUCUCAUUCCGCUCUGGCACCCGGCAUGGGUUUCGUCGACGAGCACGAACACGAUGAUGGCCCUCGACGUGCCUCUGAAACUGCACCCUUGAUGCGCAGGCACACUUUACGCGACUCCGCAUUAAUGAUAGGUCAGAAUCGACGACGGACCAGCAACGCCAGAGAAGUAGAGGAUAUCUGGGACGAGCUAGGUGAUGAGGAACGAUAUUACGGCACCUCUCCCCGUCGUGAGUCUUUGGGGACAAGCCUAGAAACCACACCAUUGCUUGACGGUCGACGGCCGGCACCUCCGAAGAUGUCGAGAUCUAUAACCGAUCCGCCAAACCACGCGCACUUCAGAAGUCGGUCCGAGCCGCUACGGCUUGAUGUGGCGGCGUACAGGCACGAGAGUAUAUCGAAACAGCUUGUGGAUUGGUGGCGUACGAGAUGGAGAAGUCGGGAAGUAGAAGACGGAGACGAUGAACAAUCUCGUGCUACAUAGGUACCAAUAGUGUUUUUAUGAAAGACUCAUUCAUCGUAUGAUACGCCCACCUUUCU
Aureobasidium subglaciale EXF-2481 is the source of this 1600-nucleotide messenger RNA. RefSeq lists its product as uncharacterized. Gene Ontology annotation, molecular function: magnesium ion transmembrane transporter activity. Gene Ontology annotation, cellular component: membrane. The transcript has a single exon. The record is from RefSeq and is a predicted model, not a curated record. Bases 84 to 1544 code for a protein of 486 amino acids. NCBI's taxonomy places the organism in Eukaryota, Fungi, Ascomycota, Dothideomycetes, Dothideales, Saccotheciaceae. Gene Ontology annotation, biological process: magnesium ion transport.